Messenger RNA from Talaromyces atroroseus, 1512 nucleotides. RefSeq lists its product as hypothetical. The transcript has a single exon. The record is from RefSeq and is a predicted model, not a curated record. NCBI's taxonomy places the organism in Eukaryota, Fungi, Ascomycota, Eurotiomycetes, Eurotiales, Trichocomaceae. The coding region runs from base 1 to 1512 and encodes 503 amino acids. Gene Ontology annotation, molecular function: glycosyltransferase activity.
AUGGCACAACUAGAAGGCAUGGUCACAGGGGGCCGCGAUGAAUUUCCAGCGGCAUUGAAGGGAAAGCGCAUUCUUCUGGCUACCGAGUCGCUCGGUCCCGUCAAUGGAGUAAGUCGCACAACGGGUAUGCUGAUCGAGUACCUCAGAGCCAACGGCGCCGAUUUGGCCGUCGUCGCUCCUCGCUACGAAACGAAAGGCCGAAGUCUUCAGAAGCCAGCAGCUCCCUCCCAUUCUCGCACAGGAUCCGAAGUGCGAUUGCGCGGUUAUCCCUUGCCGUAUAAUCCUGACUUGACCGUUGUCUAUCCCUUCCGGUUUGAUCGUCUCUGUCACCGCACGUUUCAACCGGAUAUCGUGUACCUAGCCAGCCCUGCCUCAGUGGGAUACCAAUUCUUAUGGCAGAUCCGCCAAUUGCAGAAACCGCCUGUGGUUGUGCUCAACUAUCAGACCGACCUUGCGGCAUAUUCUUCCAUUCUGCUUCCGGGUGCAAUGGGGCGCUUCGGCACGUGGUUGGUGAACCGGGUGCAAGGAUUUCUCUUCAACCAUCCUUCUGUCGAUACAAUUUUCUAUCCCUGCUCAGACGUUCGAUCCUAUCUUGAAGAGGCCGGCGCGCCUUCGAAUCGUCUAGUUCAACUCGGGCGAGGGGUAGAUACGGUUUUAUUUAAUCCAAAGCAUCGUGAUGAUGCGUAUCGCCGGCAGCUCGCUCCAAACGGCGAAAUCAUUCUGGCGUAUACGUGCCGCUUAGCUCCCGAGAAAGGCUUCGAGUUUCUGGCUGAUGCAGCCAUUCAAUUUGCAAAGGAGGGUCUUCACUAUAAGCUGCUGAUCGUGGGCGGAAACAGAAAUCCAGCUGUCGAAGCUGAUGUACGCAAGCUUUUUGAACCUGUUCGAGACCAUGUCAUCUUUACGGGUUUCCUGGGUGGCGAGAACCUUGCGCGAGCCUACGCGGCGGCUGAUGUCUUUUUACACUGCUCUAUUACCGAAACCUUUGGGUUGGUCGUACUGGAAUCGAUGGCAAGUGGGGUUCCAGUGGUUGCGCGCAACCAAGGAGGGCCGUCAGAUAUCGUUAAACACGGAAAGACCGGAUAUCUAGUCGCGCCUGACGAUCUCGAUGAAUUCGUCCGAUUGACCCUGCAACUUGCUCGAGACUCUGAGCUCCGUAAAAACCUUGCUAUCAAUACUCGAGCUUUUGCGGACGAAACUACGUGGGAGAAAAUCAACCGUCGGGUAGCCUGGCACCUUGUGGAAGGGUUAGAAAAUCACAACCGACGUUUAGAGUUGAAGAGGGCACAGCGUCCCAUCCGCAACUGGAUUAGCACUCAGUAUUCACAGUUCGAAACCGAUGUAUUGUGGCCUCUGAUUGAGCAGGUGCGAGUAAAUGCCGCCAUUGCUUUUGUGUUUUUCAUGUGGAUGAUUGCGGUGAUUCCGUUGAUUUUGCAUGGGAGUCGGAUGUUCAAUUUCCUACAGACUAUACCCCUUUUGUUUCAGCAGGCGCAGAGCAGUCGUUUAUUGCAGUGA